This is a messenger RNA of Gasterosteus aculeatus aculeatus (three-spined stickleback), 1982 nucleotides long. RefSeq names its product extra-ocular rhodopsin (gene exorh). Gene Ontology annotation, molecular function: G protein-coupled receptor activity. Gene Ontology annotation, cellular component: membrane. The record is from RefSeq and is a predicted model, not a curated record. Gene Ontology annotation, biological process: G protein-coupled receptor signaling pathway; phototransduction; visual perception. NCBI's taxonomy places the organism in Eukaryota, Metazoa, Chordata, Actinopteri, Perciformes, Gasterosteidae.
UAGCCUUUCACCGAUGCAAAUAAGACAUUUCCUCUGUUGUCGGUCCACUCCAGCGACGGCCGCUUCCACUCUGCGAUUGUCAUUCUGAUGGCGGUAAUGGCGGGUUCGAGGUAGCCACGGCCGUGACCUCUCCCCUUGAGAGUGCUGAACACACCGCGCAGCUAUUUCUGGAGUUUUCUCCCGUAAUGCCGCUCGUUUGUGAGAGAGGGAGCUUGAGAUUGAGCGUCCUAAUUCCAUCUCCGCUAACGCCCCGCUCCGUGCGAGUCCCUUAAUCCGACCGGCUUGUUAAAAGGUGCUGCAUCACUUCGGGGGGCUCCAGAACACAUCUUCCUUCCAACGGAUCCAUCGUCUCCCAGCUGUUCCCCGCUUGAGAAGAACCACAGGCGGUUUAUUCUAGCGUUGAGGUCUCGAAAUCACCGAGCGUCAGCCAUGAACGGCACAGAAGGACCAGACUUCUAUGUCCCCAUGUCCAACCGGACCGGCUUGGUCCGCAGCCCGUUCGAGUACCCUCAGUACUACCUGGCCGAGCCCUGGAAGUACUCUCUCCUGGCCGCGUACAUGCUGUUCCUCAUCGCCACCGCCUUCCCCGUCAACUUCCUCACGCUCUACGUCACGGUCCGAAACAAGAAGCUGAGGAACCCUCUGAACUUUGUGCUGCUCAACCUGGCGGUGGCCGACCUCUUCAUGAUCGUGGGGGGCUUCACGGUGACCCUCUUCACCGCCCUAAACGGGUACUUCAUCUUAGGGGUCACCGGCUGCAACGUGGAAGGUUUCUUCGCCACUUUGGGAGGGGAGAUCGCUCUGUGGUCUCUAGUGGUUCUGGCUGUAGAGCGCUACGUUGUGGUCUGCAAGCCAAUGAGCAACUUCCGCUUCGGGGAGAAACACGCCAUCGCCGGCCUGCUGUUCACGUGGAUCAUGGCCAUGACCUGUGCUGCCCCCCCUCUGCUCGGAUGGUCCCGGUACAUCCCGGAGGGGAUGCAGUGCUCCUGUGGCAUCGACUACUACACCCCCAAGCCCGAGAUCCACAACACCUCGUUCGUCAUCUACAUGUUUGUCCUCCAUUUCUCCAUCCCCCUCUUCAUCAUUUUCUUCUGCUACGGUCGCCUUCUCUGCACUGUGCGAGCGGCUGCAGCCCUGCAGCAGGAGUCUGAAACCACCCAGCGAGCGGAGAGAGAGGUGACGCGUAUGGUUGUCGUCAUGGUGAUCUCGUUCCUGGUGUGCUGGGUGCCCUACGCCACGGUGGCCUGGUACAUCUUCGCCAACCGAGGAACCGAGUUUGGACCCGUGUUCAUGACCGUGCCGGCCUUCUUCGCCAAGAGUUCUGCUCUGUACAACCCAGUCAUCUACAUCUUGUUCAACAGACAGUUUAGAAACUGCAUGAUCAUCACCAUAUUCUGUGGAAGAAAUCCUUUUGGAGACGACGAUGGCACCUCUGUUUCCACCUCCAAAACUCAGACUUCGUCCAUCUCAUCCAGCCAGGUGGCCCCCGCUUGACACCUCCCAUGUCCCAUCUGUCCUCGCUCACCUCGGGACCGGCCGCUGCCGAGCGGCACUGUGUUCCACUGGCCGAUCCUCUUGACCCUCUCCGUGUGUCUUCGCUACACCAACACAACCCCACAUUUGGUGGGACUGACAAACUGAACAGCCAGCAUGUGUAUUUUCAAUCCAUUUAAUCAUGGAAAGUGUUCAGCUGGGCUGCACAGAGUGGAACCUGGCAUCAAGGGGGGUGUCGCCCAUGUGAUUAUCCAGCUGACCGCAUUCCAAGCUCCCCACCACCCACCCAAACACUCACCAUGCCACACCAGUUCAUCCACAUCCAUUGUUCUUCCAUGUAAUUGCAGCUAUACAUGUCCCCAUAAUGCGCUUCAAAAAAUGCACGUUAGUUUAUUAAUUAUAUUUAUAUAUAUAUUUAUUUUUAAGGCAUCUGGUGGGCCUGUCCUCUGGUCUUGGUGUUGUUGGCUCUUGGCAUCGACUGAGUGUAA